Molecule: messenger RNA, 1344 nt
Organism: Paramuricea clavata
Lineage: Eukaryota; Metazoa; Cnidaria; Anthozoa; Malacalcyonacea; Plexauridae
Source: the annotation of a GenBank genome assembly
AUGAAACGUGCAAGACAGACACCUCCGGAUGCCGAGCCUAUUGAAGAACAUGAUAGUGGUUUUGUGGGACCUAUGACAUUAUUUGACACAUUCCCACAUAAUGAUACGUUUGCCGAAACACAUACUUUAGAGUUACUACCCAACCCUACUACCGAGAAUGCCGAAAUCUAUACAUUUAUGCAUAAUCGACAAGAUUAUGGUGUAAUAGAUAUGGUUGAUGCAAAACUAUCAGCAAAUUUAUGUGUUGCUGUAACGAUUGGUGGUGCAGCACCUGCCGCCGAUCGAAAUGUAUGCGUUAAUAUGGCGCCAUUACGUUACGGUUGGAAAACCAAAGCGGUAUAUUUAAAUAACCAAUUAAUUACACCACAAUCAAGUAAGGAGAACGAACUUGAGUUUACUCACGAUUUCCUAACCACUGUACCCUCGGAGUACCUCAACGAUAAGAAUAUUAAUUUAAUGAUCCGAGACACACCCGGCUCAAUGGAUACAACCGCACAUGUCUAUGAUGGUGCUGCGGGUAAUAAUAAUUUGGGUGCGCGAGCAAGAUAUAAUCAAAUUCAUGAAGAUACCGUAUUUCGAUGUAUUGAUAAACUCGAUGUGUUGGGGCGUGUUAAACGUUACGUACCUACAUCGUUUGAUAUCAAAGUGGUUUUAACCCGAUUGGAGAAAAAUAAAGUCUUGUAUGGUACGGCUGCACAUUGCGGAUUAGUGGAAUUGAAAAUGGCGGAUUUAAAAUUAACCAUGCCCAUUUUAAAACCAAACGCGCAAUUAUCGGCAGCAAUCAAUGAUUUGAUGAUUCAAAAAGGUGAAGAAUGUCGCUAUUAUAAAAUUACACAUCGGUAUGUUGCAAUACCCGUCCCUAUCAAUAGUCGUCACAUUCAACACAAAGAUAUUUUCAAUGGUGCACGACCUGCGCGUCUUGUGACAAAAAUUAUAUCACAAACUCGUUACAACGGGUCGUUUGUAUUAUCACCAUUUUCAAUACCUUUCCCCAAUAUUACACGUUUCGCUGUAAGCAUCAAUGAAGCUGAAGUACCACCGGUAAUUACUCAUUCAAAAGAGGCAUACAUUAAUUUACGUCAAGUAUUGGAUCGACGUCAUAGCGAAAUGCCUUGCACAUAUGAUGAGUAUGUAUCAGAUUACGGGAUGAUUGUUACGGAUUUAUCACCGAAUCGUGAUGGUUUUUCACAAGUUUUACCCAAUUCGACAAGUGGAAAUUUGGGGGUGAAGAUUGAUUUUGCAGCCGACACCGUCGCGGCACAACAGCUAAUUUGUAUCGGUGAAUUUAGAAAUCAGUUGAGUGUUGGUUUUGGUACACAGGCACGUUUAAAAUACGAAGUAUAA